Messenger RNA from Trichobilharzia szidati, 330 nucleotides. NCBI's taxonomy places the organism in Eukaryota, Metazoa, Platyhelminthes, Trematoda, Strigeidida, Schistosomatidae. The record is from the annotation of a GenBank genome assembly.
CUCGUCCCUGUAGGACUUACGGUUGCGGGAUAUGGAUUUUUAAAGUUUUGCAGGUUUUCCCCAUUUUGCCUUUGUAUAGCAAUAUACAGGGUAUUUUUAGCCAAUGAGAAUUAAGCUUUUGUUUAUUAGGCGUAGAUAGGCAUUUUGUUUUAAUUGACGAUGCGCGCGAAGGCGCAGCUGAAAUUGUGGCAUGGCGUGGGACGGAUGGCUGGUUUUCUACGGCCAGCCCCUGUCACUUGGAGGCCUAUGAUGGCUUCCAAUCCUCAUCAAUGGAAUUAUUUGGUGCCCCCAGCAAUAGCUCGUUUAUUGCUGCACAAUAAUAAGUGGGAU